AUGUUCCGCCCCACCGCAACUUGGAAGUCAACUACGCCGUCACCCUCUACUUUAAUGCUCUGCUUAGCUCAGCCCGGAGACUUCCCCAAGGAUCCAUCGCGAGGAGAUGGAGCACGGUAGUAAGAACCGAGGACCCU
Messenger RNA from Bursaphelenchus xylophilus (pine wood nematode), 137 nucleotides. The record is from the annotation of a GenBank genome assembly. Lineage: Eukaryota; Metazoa; Nematoda; Chromadorea; Rhabditida; Aphelenchoididae.